GUCCAGUGCACAUGCGCCGGUUGCAUCAGCUGUUGUUCCAAAUGUACAUGCUACGGACUUAGCAUCAUCGUAUCUUAUCAGUACUCCUACCGAGCGCUGGACAAAGUUACAUUUUAUCGGCAGUUUGACUAAAAGUUCUUGUAAAAUAGCGAAGUCGAGAAAGAAGCGUUCCGACACAACACAUAGCAGUCGAGUGCACGUGCCGUUGCCGAAGAGGCAUUUCUGCAGAGCGAUUGCGACGUCACGAUCACGAUUAUACGAGAGUUUGUAGAGAACUUUAACUCGCAAGAAUUGAUUAGAUUAUUUUUUAUCGCUUUAUGAAUGUCGUUUGAAGUGGUCAAUAACUUCGAGGAAGGAAAGGAAUGACAAGGACAAGAGAGAGGGAAAGAGGAAGAGAACAGAUUUUCACUUGUCGAUUAAGGACAAUCGGUGCGCGUCGUUUCAUCAACGGGAGCAUUGGAGAGAUUUUCCCCGCGGAAAAUUAUUGGAAUCUCCAUUCGUGAUCCGUGAUGGCUCAAGAAUGCGUGACAGAUCGACGGCGACCGACGGACCGCCUCCGCGACGUCGCAAGGAAACCGAAAUCAUGAAUGAAAAUCGGGGAGGACUCCCACCCGAAAGACCACGAAGUACCCCUGGGGGGAUAUAUACAUUCCCCCGUUAGUGAAGACGCCUUUCUCCGCAUGACGGCACGUACAUAAACCAUCGCGCGUGUAACGGUUUGUGAAUCGCGGCCAGAGAGUUUGGAUGCCAAGACGAAGCGAACGUGCCUAACGGUGACAUUGAUUUUUUCCUUCCUUUCUUUUCACGGUAGUGCUCAGACAGUCGUUAACUUUGCACGAGCGAAGGCACGUUGUUCUCCCGACCGGUCCGUCCGAGCCGACUCAGCCCGACUUGGAGUUGCGACGAAAGUGUGCCGUUCUCGUUUGGUCCGUCCUCCUCCCGAGAACUUCGGAAAGCAUGUUGCUAGAAGCGGCUGCCGUCUGCGCCUUCGUUGGGUUUGGCAUCGCCGCGUAUUCGAUUCGGCGUACAGGGUUCACGGUGUUCCUCCAUCAGGUCAAGUAUAACUACAUCGGAUUCGUUUACUAUUUCGAUGAUCUACGGAAAGCCAGGUACAACAGAAUCGAACUACCGUUGCUGUCGAAGAGAGUUGCCGUUGUAACCGGCGGCUCGAGGGGCAUAGGCGCAGAGGUGGUGAAAAAGCUACUACGAUGUGACAUGGAUGUUGUAGUUGCUUGCAGGAGACCUGCCGCGGGCGAGAAGCUUGUUCGCGAGAUUCGGAAAUCCGGCACCACUAUAGGACGCGCGAAGGUCCGCGAACUCAACCUCUCGUCCGUCAAAUCGAUAAAGGCGUUCGCGGACUGGGUGCAAAGGGAAUAUGGCAGAGUUCACAUGCUGAUCAACAACGCCGCUGUGAUGUUUCCCCCUACUUACACCGAGACGGAAGACGGCUUCGAGGAGCAAUGGGGUGUGAAUUACUUGUCGCACUUCUUGUUGACGGCUCUUCUUCUGCCGUGCUUACAAAACGCCGGGCAAACCGGCGGUUACAGCAGGAUCGUCAACGUAUCGUCGUGCGCGCUAGAUAUCGCCACCAUAGACUUCGACUACAUCCGUAACAGCUCCAGGCGCCCGUUUAACACGUACGCAUCGUACGGACAGAGCAAAUUGGCGCAGAUCAUGUUCACGCUAAAGCUGGACAAACUUUUGAGGGACAAGUCGCUGAAGGUGCAAGCAUAUUGCGUACACCCGGGCAUAGUGCGCACUGAUCUGUUCAAGGAGACGCUUUUGGGGCGACACAAAUGGCUUAUGAUUAGAUGGAAGACAGCUGAGGAAGGAGCUACGCCGAUAGUGUACACUGCGGUGAAUAAGGAAGUCGAAUAUAAGGGUGGUUUGUAUAUCAGUAACUGCAAGGAGCUUCCCAUUCCUCCGCACGCGCUAGUAGAGAAGACGCAAAAGGAAUUGUUCGACUUGUCCUUAGAGCAAUUACAGUUGCGCGAUUUCUUCCAGUUUUUAUAAAAUGGAAACAUUUUUUCUAAAAAUAAUAAUAUUUACCAUUUUAUAAAAAUUAGAAGAAAUCGCGCAGCUGUAAUUAGUGUAAAAAUUUUUUACACUAAUCGGCAGAUGAGUAUUAAGGUAUCACGUUUUUUAAGUGUUUUAUAAAAUAAAUAGUAAAAAUAUUAAUUUAAACUUUAUGUGGUACUUUUAUUAAAUUAUGUAUUUUGGUAAAUUUAUAUAUCUAAAAAACGGAGCAAAAUUAUAAUUAAAUUUAUGUAGAACUGAGAAAUUAUUUAUACAACAAAUCGAAGAAAACAUCUUUCUCCUUUUGUUUAAAAUAAUAUAACGGUACACAUGUUUCGUCAGAUUAAUUCCAAUCGCGAAGAGAAACGUAUUAUUUUCGAUUACAAGCGUCAUCGAAAGCGCAACUUCGAAAAUGCAAGAUAAACAGGAAUAGAACAAUUACUAUUUAUACUUUGAUUUGAUUUAUACUGAGCGAGUCGACCAAGUCGAUCAUUUGUAAGUUGUAUCGCCGUAUACAAUAUGAGGAAUAUUCAUGACAAAAUGCAUCGGCAUUUCGUAUGUAUCCCCCAGAAUCGCAUUUUUUCUCUUGUCACGCUGGUCAGAAGGCGAAAGAUAAAACGUUUGUAAUAUUGUUGUUAUUUUUGCUCGAGAAAUGCAUUUUACAUGAGAGAUAACUUACAUCUAGGAUCUACACGUAAUUUUCCACGAGAGAUGGUCGCACAAUAACUCGAUGCAAUGUGCUCCGCGUUUCCGUACAAAGAAAAUUGAUAUGUCUCGACCAAUAUGGUUUUUUAUUACAAGUUACGAUUCAUAUUGUGACUCGUAUGUAUCAUUAGUCGCUUACAUCGAUAGUAAUAAAAUGUAACGCAAGUCUUUGGAGCAAUUUCCGAACAAUUUGUAUAAAUCUGACCUCAUCUCGGUACGCGCGUGUAAAAAAGCUCUGUGAAAAUUAUGAAUGUGGAUGCACGCAAGAUGUGUGUGGUACGUUCACUUUUUAUGCAAUCUGAAUGAAUCCAUACUGUUAAGCAUUUUGCGGAAACAUUGUGGAAUUUAAUAUAGAAUAUAGAUGUGAGUGUUCAGAUGGGUAUUAACAAACGAAUAAAAUUUCUAUAAGAAC
Messenger RNA from Ooceraea biroi (clonal raider ant), 3133 nucleotides. Its product is annotated as retinol dehydrogenase 12. NCBI's taxonomy places the organism in Eukaryota, Metazoa, Arthropoda, Insecta, Hymenoptera, Formicidae. The record is from RefSeq and is a predicted model, not a curated record.